This is a messenger RNA of Doryrhamphus excisus (bluestripe pipefish), 2754 nucleotides long. RefSeq names its product purinergic receptor P2Y12 (gene p2ry12). NCBI's taxonomy places the organism in Eukaryota, Metazoa, Chordata, Actinopteri, Syngnathiformes, Syngnathidae. Gene Ontology annotation, biological process: G protein-coupled receptor signaling pathway. Gene Ontology annotation, cellular component: membrane. The record is from RefSeq and is a predicted model, not a curated record. Gene Ontology annotation, molecular function: G protein-coupled purinergic nucleotide receptor activity.
UGCACAACGCUGAAGAGAAGUGAGUGAAAGAGCAUCGUCCAGCUCAGAAUUGAUGAAGCUUUGGACGCAGUCUGCAGCCUUUCCUCGUGGCAGGAAAGAGAAAGCAGAAGUCAAAGGGAAAGUCUCGAGUCAGACUGGACGGCGGGCGUUCAAACUGGACCGAGGGACCAAAACAACAGCAACAACUUCACUCUGAAGAAUCAUCCGUGGACAAAAGAUAUGGACCUCAACACAGCUCCUCUCGUCUCCUACGGCAACGGCAGCAGCAUCAAUGCCUCUUGUUCCCGUGACAAUGUUGUGAAGACGGUGAUUUUUCCCGUCCUCUACGCCGUCCUCUUUCUGGUGGGGCUGUCGCUCAACUGCCUGGCGGUGUGGGUGUUCUUACGCAUCCCCUCACGCUCUCACUUUGUCAUAUACCUGAAGAACGUGGUGGUCGCUGAUGUCAUCAUGACCCUCACCUUCCCGUUCAAGGUGUUAUCCGACUCCAACAUGGCCUCCACCGGUUUGCGGAUAUUCGUGUGCCGGGUCUCAUCAGUGCUCUUUUACCUCACCAUGUACAUAAGCAUCCUCUUCUUCGGCCUUAUCAGCAUCGACCGCUGCAGGAAGACACUCGAUCCCUUCAAGGGCACCAACACGGCGCGCCUGGCUCGUCGGAAGCUCCUUUCCGCCGCGGUCUGGAUCUUCCUGCUGGCUCUCUGCCUUCCCAAUGUGGUCCUAACCAGCAAAAAGCCACCUUCACCGUACUUCAAGUGCAGCGACCUGAAGGACCAGGCUGGGCUGUACUGGCACGAGGUGGUCAAUCACGUGUGUCAGGUCAUCUUCUGGGGCAACCUGGUGAUAGUAGUCCUGUGUUACACUCUUAUCACCAAAGAACUCUACAAGUCCUACUCCCGCACCAAGUCUCACCGCCCCGAUGGGCAUCAAACCCAUCAAGCCAAGAGGAAAAUGAACACAAACGUUUUUCUGGUCCUGGCCGUGUUCUUCGUGUGUUUCGUGCCUUUCCACUUCGCCCGCGUGCCGUACACCAUGAGCCAGACCAGAGACCUUCUCUUCCACUGCCGACUCAAGCUCUUCUUCUUCCAGCUGAAGGAGAGCACGCUCUUCCUGUCCUCGCUCAACUCCCUCCUGGACCCGCUCAUCUACUUCUUCCUCUGCAGGUCCUUCAGGACCACCUUGUUCAAGAUCCUGCGGCUGAACCCCGGUACUUGCAGCCGGCUGCUGGGGAGGACGUCGGAGAGUGACUCGUGCAGCACGGUUUAGCUCCAAAUAUGUGGUUUGCGGCGUACUAUCACAGUUUUCCCAACAUACUGUUGUAUGUAAAUAAUUUAUUUCGUUUUUUUGAGCAUGAAAAUGGCUAAAUGAAGUAAAAAUCAAACAUAAGGCAUUCAGAAGACGCAUUCAAAGAUACUGUGAAUGAAAUGUAGUAUUCAAUACUGGCCACUAGGUGUCUAUAAAAGCCCAAACUCAACACAGAACUCAUCACUUCUUCGGGGAACGCAUUUCUGGUAUGUGUGUCAUUUAUGUAUUUAUGUGCGUCUAAAAUGUCUUAUUUUGACUAAAUAUGUCUACAAAAUUGGAUAAUCUGAAUAUAAAGGUGACUAUAGGGGUGUUAUUUCUUGUCUAAAGGGCUCUAAUAAUGUUUUUAAAACAUGUAUGUACUGUGCUUGGUGGUAAACAGGUUUUCUAUACUCUAUACCAAAAUAUUCAAUUUAUAAAAAAGAAAUUCUACUUUGUGGAAAUUCAGUAAAAAAAAAAAAUGUAAUUGAUGCAACAAAUACAUCAUUAAAAUUGUUAUUCUGUUGUUAUUUUUGAGUAAUAUAAUAUAAAUAAAUGAAACAUUUAAACAAAUAAAAUAAAUAAUUAAUUAAAUUUAAUAUUUUAAAGUAUCUUUUUGACAUGCAUUAUUACAUGUCUUUUUUAUUUUUUAGAAUUAUUUUGUUUAUAAUUUUCAAAUAAUUUAAAUAUAUGAAACGUUUAAACAAAUAUAUAAAAAUAAAUAAGUAUCUAAAUAAAAUAAUUGAGUAUAGUAGCAAUAAGAGGUUUUAUAUACUUUAACUGUGAAACUAUUCAAUUUCUAAGUAACCACAAUAAAUGAGGGAUUACUGUAUAUAAAAACAAUUCAGCAAAUUUCAGUUAAUACAUUUGUAUUUUUCAAAUAUUUAAUACAUAUUUCAAUAUGAUUUCUAUCUUUAAUAUACUUUUUUUUAAUCUGGUUCCCUACAUACCAUUAGAUGUAGCCUGCAUCUUACCAAUGGAACAAGGAUCAGAGAAUCAAUGUACUAAGAUUCCUUUAUUGUCCAUGUGUAUAUAUGCUGUAUAUAACAAAAAAGCCCACAUUUAAACACAUUAAUUGCAUUUUUUCGGUUUCCAUCGCCCAUAAGUGGCGUGAUGUUUUGAUUUCCUUGCUGAGUCUGAGUGAGCAUUGUUUCUGCAAUCAACUGUAAACACAACCCAGCAUAUAUGACAUGUAUAAACUCCAUAUCAAUAAAACCAAACUGUCAUAUUUGCUUUUUGGAUCAAUUAAAAUAACAUGAAAUGUGGUUUGUAGACCUUGACUAUAACAUGGAUUGACCCCAUUUACUUGCUGAAUAGUCGACUCUACUGUAAACUGUCUGCUAUUCAUAUUCUUGAUGCGGUGUACAGUACUGCCCUCUAGUGCUGAAAGCAUGUAGGACAGCUACUCUCAAUCUUUUGGAAGCUUUGUAAUUCUCUGGUUGGUUCUGCUAUCAUGAUUAAAUCUCACUCUGUAUUGAG